Messenger RNA from Contarinia nasturtii (swede midge), 2335 nucleotides. It is a transcript of the gene Ca-beta, whose product is annotated as voltage-dependent L-type calcium channel subunit beta-2. Gene Ontology annotation, molecular function: protein binding; high voltage-gated calcium channel activity. Lineage: Eukaryota; Metazoa; Arthropoda; Insecta; Diptera; Cecidomyiidae. The record is from RefSeq and is a predicted model, not a curated record. The transcript is spliced from 11 exons. The coding region runs from base 823 to 2244 and encodes 473 amino acids. Gene Ontology annotation, cellular component: voltage-gated calcium channel complex. Gene Ontology annotation, biological process: calcium ion transmembrane transport; regulation of voltage-gated calcium channel activity; neuromuscular junction development.
AUUGAGAAUUGACGCACGAUUGCAGUCAAAAGUUUAUUGGAAGCAAUCACUUCUUGCUUAGAUAAAUGCACAAGUCAAACUUGUUUUCUCAAAAUGAUGUAUAAAAAAACUCCACUUUUUUACUCUAAAGUGUUCAUUUGUUGCUGAGCGAAAUAAAAUAUUGGAAAUUUAGUGAAAUACAUGUUUGAAUGUAUCUAUGAUCUGAUUUUCAUAUUGUCAUAUAAACGUGUGUGUGAGUGUGUUUACGUGUGCUUUCCAUUCUGUCAAUGAAUGUGAUAAUAUGAGUUUGUCUUUUUUUUCGAAUAAUUUGCCCACAUUGAGCUGGUUUUUAUUGUAUUAAUAGAAUUUUUAUAAACACAUUUGAUGGGAACAAUAUCAACGUAUAUUGUUGUUAAUCUUUAAUUUUGAAUUUCUAAACUUCUCAUCUCUCUCUCUCUCUCUCUCUCUCUCUCUCUCUCUCUGUCUGUCUUGGUUUCAUAUGAUGUAAAUUUGCUUGUUUCAGAAAACCAUGUUCUUACAUCGAUUUUGCCAAUACUUUUUGCUCUCUCGUAUUUCUGUUUUUAGAUACUAAUUGAAUUUGUUUGUGGUUAUGUGUCAGAGAACUUGUUUCGUGAAUAGUGAAACUUUUUUAUGAGAUUUUAUUGUUGGUCGCAAAUGAGCAAACCGUACGGGCGUUAACUGUGACCGAAGCCCGAGGAAUAUAGGACCAACCGAAACAAGAAAAAAAUCAUUUUGUAAUUCAUUACAAAAUUUGUGACGUUAGUUAUCUUGAAAAUUUACAAAAUAUCGUCUUACGAAGAAGACUACAGGCCAGAUAGGCCAAUGGUUCAGAGGGCUUCGUCGGAAACCCCAUCAUUAACGGGGAAUAAUCGUGAAUCAUCUCGGAUGAACCUCGGAAUCGGUUAUACAGCUUAUCAAGGUGGCUAUAACAAACUUUUCACACAGGGUUCCGCAGAUUCGAAUUAUUCGCAGCCUUCGUCCGAUCUAUCGCUAGAUGAAGAAAAAGAAUCGCUUCGUCGAGAAAAGGAACGCCAAGCGUUGAAUCAAUUGGAAAAAGCUCGUAAUAAACCUGUGGCAUUCGCUGUUCGAACAAAUGUGUCAUAUGACGGUAAUAUCGAUGAUGACUCUCCCGUACACGGAAGUGCUGUAUCAUUUGAUGUUAGGGACUUUCUUCACAUCAAAGAAAAGUAUGACAAUAACUGGUGGAUCGGCAGACUAGUCAAAGAAGGCUGUGAUGUUGGAUUCAUACCUAGCCCUGUUAAAUUGGAAAACAUACGAAUGCAGGCAUCAGCAGCGAGGUCAUCCAGACUGUACGCAACAAAAGGCUCAUCUAGUGGCAAUUUGGGUGGAAAUGCAGAAGCGUCCCGAGGAAGCACACCGCCGACACCUGAUGAGUCUGAUUCAAUGGGUCCAUCACGACAUGGUAAAACACCGUUAGCAACACCUCAAUCAAAAGAGAAACGAAAGCCAUUCUUCAAGAAACAGGAAAAUUCGAUGGCAUACGAUGUGGUGCCAUCAAUGCGACCAGUUGUUUUAGUGGGUCCAAGUCUAAAAGGUUAUGAGGUUACCGACAUGAUGCAAAAAGCUUUAUUCGAUUUUUUGAAACAUCGUUUUGAAGGUCGAAUUAUCAUAACGCGUGUCAUGGCUGAUAUUUCAUUAGCAAAACGAUCUCUCAUGAAUAAUCAAAGACGACCAAUCAUGGAGCGUUCUAAUAGUCGGUCUUCGUGUUUAGCUGAAGUUCAAGCGGAAAUUGAACGCAUUUUUGAGCUGGCGCGAACAUUACAAUUGGUCGUACUAGAUUGUGAUACCAUUAACCAUCCGUCACAAUUAGCAAAAACUUCACUAGCACCGACGAUAGUCUAUUUAAAGAUUACUAGUACUAAGGUAUUACAACGUUUAAUAAAAUCGCGUGGUAAAGCUCAAGCGAAAAAUUUAUCUGUACAAAUGGUAGCCGCUGAAAAAUUGAGUCAAUGUCCGCCGGAAAUGUUUGAUGUGAUAUUAGAUGAAAAUCAGUUAGAAGAUGCUUGUGAUCAUAUAGCUGAAUAUUUAGAGGCUUAUUGGCGUGCAACACAUCCACCAGAACGAACACAAGCAGCAACGAUAUCUAGAAAUUUACCAUCGCAAGAAGUAUCACCAACUGGCGAUGCUUUGGGACCACCAGAACGAGAACAAUAUGGUAAUCGUAACGGUAGUGAUAGAGAUAGAGAACGAGGUAAAUUUAUGGAAAAUGUCUUUAGAAUGUAGAAAAUUUGAGUUCAGCCUGUCAAUUUUUUAUAUGGAAGUUUAAAUUGCCCCAGUAACGUUCUCUUAGAUUUUCUCUUAAGAUUAUUGUUGA